AUGGACGAAGAAGUUGAGGUCAAAGCUCCAGUGACACGACUUCGAAGAAGAAUGUCUGUGGAACAAUUUGACGAUGGAAAGUUAUCCCCUGCACCUGCUACACCCACAAAGAAAAGAGGUGGUAGAAAGUUGGCAAAACCAGAACUAGAUUUAAUAGAUGAAAAUGUAGAAACCAAUUUAAAAAACUCAACUAGAAAAUCAAUUGUUAAAGAUAUUGUAGAUACAGUUGAAGAAAAGCCUAUAACACCAUCAAGAAGAAGUACAAGGAUUAAAUCCAAUACCAGUAUUGUAUCAGAUACAGUUCAACAUUUUGAAUCACCUAGAGCUAAAAGGGCAACAAGAAGAACUUCCCAAGUUGGCAGUGACAAUGAAAUUUCCCUGACCCCAGUCCGGCAAACACGCAGAACUAGGAAAGAUUCAACAUCCAGUGUUGAAAAACAAGUGGAAGCAACUUCUGCUAUCAUAAAGAAUACUACUCAGAUACCUGAAAUAAUCUGUGAAGAACCUGAAAGUGUUAAUAAAACAUCAAAUAGUGAAUUAAUAAACCUAGACAAUGAAAACAAAAAACAAAGUCCAGUUCGCAAAAGUCCUAGGCUAUUAAAUAAAAAAUCUAAAUCAAGCAAUUCCUUUGUACCAGAUGAUAAAAAUAGUAGUAGUGUUGAAGGUAAUAAGAGUGAUAAUCAUAAUACUUCUGAACACAAUAAUGAUAAUACAGAAGGGCCUAUUGUGUCAUCAACAGAAAAUACAGACAAUACUAUUGCCAGUAAUUCAGAAAUAAAAAUCUCUGACAAACACAGGCUUUCUCUUUCCAGUACAAACCUUAUUCAAGACUUAGACACAAACCCUAAAAAGAUAUCCUCACAUAUUAACAAAAGUUUAUCAGAAGCUCAGAAAUUGAACAAGGUGCAAUCUAAAAGACACAGAACUAAGUCAUGGACUGCUAUCACUACUGCUUCUGUUCCCAAUGAAGGUUUUUAUAGUGAUAAUGAAAAUGUUAAGAAAAAGCAUAAAGACAGCAUAUAUGAUGUUAUAAAAAAUAAUAUAUUAAAUGGUUCAGGUGAUAAUAGCAAACUUAAUAAAGACAAAUGCAUUGAAAGCAAUAUUAAUAAACUAAAUUCUUCAGAAAUUAAUGUAAAGUCUUCUAAAAGUAUGAAAAAGAAAGAAAGUGAUAAUGGAAUGAGUAAUAAAUUAAACUCCAAUGAAGGAGAAAAUAAUUUAACCAAUAACCAAGACAUAGAAAAUAUUGGUCAAAUAACAAAUUUAUUUCAAAAAGAUCCAAGCAGCAAUAUUCAGACUAUGAUAGUGAUGGAAGAUUCAGAUUCUAAUUCUAUACACAUGAACAUUCACCAAGAAAACAAUGAAGAUCAAUGUGUUCCAGUUGUUGAUGAUCAAUUAGAAGAUAGAAGUUAUAAAAAAGCAGAUUACACUUUAUCUAAAUCCUUUCAAAAUAAAAAAGAAGAUUCUAAAGAUUCCAAUGAUGUUAUUGCAAAUGACACCUGUGAACCAAUGGAUGUAGAUGAAACUUUACCAGACAGCCUACAACAUAAGGAAUCAGAAAUGCAGUCAAAGUUAGUAUUAAAUAGUUCACAAGAUUCAAAUUUUAAAAACAAUUUAAAUUCUAGUAAUACUAAAAGAAAAUCCUUUAAUCUUUCAACAUCUCAAAAUCUAGAAAAAAGUGAUAAGGAAAAUAAAAGUACGCUUAUACUUUCGCAAUUAAAAGAUAUAUCUAGCACUGGCAACAAUACUUUAAAGUCGCCCCAAAUUUCAAAUAAUAAAUGCUUGUCAAAAUCAAGCAAUAUUUUAGACACCACACAAGAAGACACAAAGGUGAACAAAAAUCAAUCCCUUAACUAUUUAACAAGCACUCCUCUUCAACAGAGGACUGGUACAAGUGAUCAAGGUAACAAUAAAUCAAAAAAUAUAUUUGAUAGUAACAUUUCAAAAGAAAAUGUUAAAACAAGUAAGAAAAACGUAUCUGGGCAACCUUCCACAGAAGAUUCUAAUUCAGAAAGAGAAUCUACAUCCAAUGAAAACCAUGUUUUAUUGGAUAACGAAGCUGAGGAGGCAAGUGAUGACUAUGAAUCUGGAGAUAGCCAAGAUGAUGAGGAGAGGCAAUACCAAAUAGAUAAUGAAAUUUUAGAAAAAGGAGAAACAUUAACAUCUGAAGAUGAACUGACUAAUGAUUCCGAUUAUGAGAAAGAUUCGUUUAUAGUUAGUUCUGAUGAAGAAGACAAUGAAUUGCUCAGUGGGUCUGGUGACGAUUUAUCUAUGAGCGACAAAGAACUCAAAAUGACUAACAAAUCAAAGAAAAAGUAUAACGAGCGAAAAUUAAAAGAGCAAAAACAAGCGUCAAGAGAAAUGUUUGAAGCACGCCACAAGUUAAACCUUUCAAGCAGUAGUAAAAAAAGUUCUAAAGUAAAAAAGAAUACCCGUCAGAGAUUAGAAUCUUCACAAUCUGAAGACGAUAUUGUAGGACCGAAAAAAAAUGAAAGAUAUAGAUUAAAUUCUUCAGCGAAUGAUUAUGCAAUUAAAUCUGAUACAGACGGUUCUAUUUGUCGAAGGGAAAACAAAAAAAGAGGUUUAUCAGAAUCUUUGUGCAACGAAAAUGUGUUAGAGGAAAAAGAGAUAACGAUUUGUGAAGAAAUAACAAAUAAUAUAAGUGAUCCAUUGGGAGCACAAAUUAAGUCUAAACCAAAUACUCCAGUAAAAGAGUCUAACAACUCUUUUGGAUUUAUUAACACUGACUUAAUAAAAGACACGCCUUGUGAGAAAAAUACCUCCCAUUCCAGAUCACUUAAAUCCAAAGAUCCUUUAGAAGAUUCUGACGACAACAGCUCCAACUUAAGUAGUACUGAAGAAAAUAUCGCUCAGAAUUACGAAAAUAUGCUCAAUGAAUUAAAGAUACAAACAAGUAAUCAUUCAUUAAAUAUGGAUAAAAACCCUAAAAUGAAAUCAAAUCCGAAAAUUCCUAUUGUUGAAAAUCUUAAUUUAACACAGUCUAAAAAGUCAAAAACCAAAUCAUCUCAAAGUGGUGAUACCCCGAAUACUAAUAAACUGAGCACUAAAAUGGUAAAAGGCAAAAGUACUGAUAACCUUGAUCUCUGCCAAAAACCAAAACCAUCUGAGAAAUUAAAACAAACUAAAAAAGCAAAUGAACAGUCAAUUGUGGAUCAACUUAAUAUUACACAAAUAAAUGAGAAACUAACAAGAGGUGGCAGAAAGAAGGACAUGUCUGAUAGAUCAAAGGCAAUAGAAAAUUCUAAUUCUGAUGAUUCUUCUGAUUCAAUUGAUUUGAAGUUGCUCUUCUCUGAAGAUAGCACUAAUAGUGGAGACUUAAAUAAAGAAAAUAGAAGAAAAACUGGAGAAAGCUUGGAAGAUUUCAUUCCGCUAAAAAAAACUCAAGGGAAAACUGAUAUCCGAGCUAUAAACCAGGAGGACUAUAUAGGAGGAUAUGACAUAGGAGAUACAGAUAUUAAACCAAAUAACAAAUCAUUGCUGGAUGAAAAUGUCCUAAAAAAUAAAAAACCGAAAGCUCUCCCAGAAAAUGAAGAAGAGUGUAACAAUGAAAAGAGAGAAGAGACACCAUUUUUUGUGGAUACCUUUGGAACUCAUUCCGAUUCAUCUGCUAAUGAAGAUAAAAAAGCAAAUAUAAAGAUCAACAGUACUUCUCAAGCAAAUAAUGCUUCAAGUGCCGACGAUUCUGAAGACGAUGCUGCACCUCUUGAAAUGUCAUAUAUGAAAGAAAAGAGUGUCAUCAGGGAAUACAAUCUUAGUAAACAAGAAGACAAUAUUAUUGGUGAACCAGACAAUGCAGCCAAAAAGUCUAAAGCAAACACACCUCAGAGUGAAAAUAAAAAAGUAAGAAAGAUGUCACUGUCUCACAACUUAUCACAACUUGAAAAAACGAUUGAUAAAUCUUUGACUAAAACUCCUGAGACGGUCGGUAAGAAAAAUAAAAUGUCGGGAUCAUUUAAUGUUUCGAAUUUGGAAUCUAUUUUCUCAUUGGUUAAAGAAAACUCAAGUUCAAAUGAUAGGUCAAUUAAUAAAACACCUAGCAGUGAAAUAAAGAAAAUCAAAAAGCUAUCAGAGUCUUAUGUUUCUGAUUGUGAAGAUGUUUCCGCAUCAGUUGAAGCAAACACUAAAGAGGUAAUUAAUAAAUCAGUAACUAAAACUCCAAAAAGUGAAAAGAAGAAAAAGAGAAGUCUAUCUGAAUCACUUAAGAAAUGUGAUGAAAAUUUCUCAGAAGCUAAUAAUACAAAGAAAGUUUUAUUUAGGAAAGAUAAAAUAGAUUCACAAUCAGAGGGCGAAUCUGAGAAAAAUACUUUUGUGACAAAUGAACCAACGGAAAUAAUGCUGACAAAUGAAGGGGAUACUAAAAGUAACAAUAAUGCUAGUGAUGCAUGCUCAAAAAAACGCAAAAGGAAAUCAUCCCUCAAAACUACACUAGAACUAGCUUUAAAAGAUGAAACAUGCGAUGACAAUUCCAAAAUUACCAACAAAUCUGUCCUCAGCCAAAAUAAAAAGCGAAAAAUAUCGCAAAGCACGGAAGAUACGAAUAAACAAAAUCAAGAUACUGAGAAACCCAAUAUAAGUGCAAUGGCCCAAAAUACAUCCAUUACAAUUAAUAAGAAUGCCAAACAAGAUGUAGAUGAAAGUAAUGUUCAUGAGAUAGUUGAUUCAUCAAAAAUUCUGAAUACGUCGCGGGUAUCAAAGAAAUCAAAGAAAAAACUCAAAAACUGCCAUACUGAAACCCAAUUGAAAGAUCCUGGAACUGAACAAAAUGUAAACACUGAAUCAUGCAAACAAAAUACUCUUCAUCGUGGACAAAGUAAAAAUCAAGAUGUCUUAGAAACAGUUAUUUCUAAACUCAAAAUAGAUAAAAACAAAAAACGGAAACACAGAGACGAUGACGACGAUGCAAACAAGGCAUUGAAGGUGCUUAAGGAAAAUUCAUUUGAUCAGAUUCAUAUACCUCGAUUACCACAUUCUCUUCUUAAUCAGUUGGAAGACAAACCUAAUAAAGAAAAUUUAGCCGCAAAGAAGCACAAAGCUAUCUCCACAACGGAAUUCGUAGUAGAAGAAACAAAGAAAAGAAAAAAUAAACCAUCAAAUUACUUAGAAGAAAGUAUAUACAUAAAUGAGAAUGAUUCUCCAGAGGCGAAACAACAAAGGGGCAUUCUAAAAAAACCCAAAGUGCUGCCAUUUAUUCCUACUGCUACGACUUCAAACAGUGGCUAUACAACCAAUUUUAAAGUCAAUAUUGUACCUCAAGAAAUAAAAUUUGUUGCCCAAUCAAAUAAUAUUACCAGUUUUAAGAAUGAUUACUUAUACAGCAAAAAAAUUAAAAGAUUAGGAACUUAUGAAUUAUACAAGAGAAACAGAAACAUUAAGAUAUCUAAAUUUUAA
Parnassius mnemosyne (clouded apollo) is the source of this 5406-nucleotide messenger RNA. NCBI's taxonomy places the organism in Eukaryota, Metazoa, Arthropoda, Insecta, Lepidoptera, Papilionidae. The record is from the annotation of a GenBank genome assembly.